AUGGACAAAUUUCACCAUUUUAAUCCGAAUUGCACACUUCCUAAUCAAGAGACUACUGGCUUCGUCAAAGCACCAAACAUACGCACGACUAUGCAAAUCAUCUGGAGUUGUUUCAGCGUCAUCCUGCUCUGCACCUGGUCCAUUCUUCGUCCCAACGUGCCACCCGAGCUCACGCCGAACGGAUGGCGACAGUCCAUUUACAAAAAGGCAUUUCUUGUAUGUCGAAAGGUCUACUGGAUGGGCGUGAUGCUUAUUGCUCCGGAAUUUCUCACCACCUUUACGACUAAGAAGAUGCUUGGCACGAAAAAGAACGUCGCAGAGCUGAAAAGGCUUGCGGGGGACGAAAUUGAGUGGGGUUUGCCACAGACUAUUCUUGCGGAUCCAUGCUUGUCAUUACCAUAUUCUGUAGCCAAUAAUGAUAAUCUUCGGUGA
Molecule: messenger RNA, 432 nt
Organism: Trichoderma asperellum CBS 433.97
Lineage: Eukaryota; Fungi; Ascomycota; Sordariomycetes; Hypocreales; Hypocreaceae
Source: RefSeq, a predicted model, not a curated record